This is a messenger RNA of Alligator sinensis (Chinese alligator), 4542 nucleotides long. It is a transcript of the gene OXR1, whose product is annotated as oxidation resistance 1. The transcript has 17 exons. Gene Ontology annotation, cellular component: nucleus. The coding region runs from base 10 to 2724 and encodes 904 amino acids. Lineage: Eukaryota; Metazoa; Chordata; Crocodylia; Alligatoridae. Gene Ontology annotation, biological process: response to oxidative stress. The record is from RefSeq and is a predicted model, not a curated record.
CGCAACAGGAUGGUUCAUUUCUUCACCCUCAGUAAGGUUUCUUUAAGGUUAAAGAAAAAGUCCCAGUCUAUAGAUAUUACUGCAGCAGGAUGCAACCCUCUGGCAGCACCAGGACAACAGGCAACACAUGCCAGGCCUGUCAUUAAGACAGCCACUUCUGAAGAGGAGCAGAACAACACCACAAAUACACAAAGACGUAAUCCACGGAGAAGUGAGCUGAAGAGAUACUACACUAUUGACACUGGCCAGAAGAAGACCCCAGACAAGAAAGAUGGGCGACGAAUGUCUUUUCAAAAGCCUAAAGGGACUAUUGAAUAUACUGUGGAAUCAAGAGAUACUUUGAACAGCAUUGCCUUGAAAUUUGAUACAACACCCAAUGAAUUGGUUCAAUUAAACAAACUUUUUGCGAGAUCUGUUGUUCCUGGACAGAUUUUGUACGUUCCUGACCCAGACUACAUUUCUAGUGUGGACAGUUCCCCUUCUCUCAGUCCCAUAAGUCCCUUGUCACCUACCUCUUCAGAAGCUGAAUUUGACAAAGCUACAGUAAAUCAAAGACCGUCAGCUUUGCUAGAAGCCAUGGUAACUUCCAGCAAUGAUCCAGAUGCGCUGCAGCGGAAAGAGGCAGCUGCUUCACCAGCUUUUGCAUCUGUUCGUCCUGCAAGAGUGGUAUCAUCCACCUCAGAAGAAGAAGAAGCGUUUACUGAAAAAUUUCUCAAACUUAACUGUAACUACAUCACUAAUGGCAAGGGUACAGUGAAUGGUGUGCUACUAGUGACACCAAAUAAUAUAAUGUUCGAUCCCCAUAAAACGGAUCCUCUGGUCCAAGAGAACGGCUGUGAAGAGUAUGGCAUAAUGUGUCCAAUGGAAGAAGUGAUGUCAGCAGCAUUAUAUAAAGAAAUAAUGGACAGCAAAAUAAAGGAUUCAUUACCCAUAGAGAUAGAACAGUUAUCUGCCAGGGAUCUCUGCCACUUCAAGAAAAGUACAAGAAGCAAUACAGAUGAAAUGGACUCAAGGAUUCGAGAUACUGGGAACGAUAGUGCCAGCACUGCCCCUAGAAGCACAGAGGAGUCGCUUUCAGAAGAUGUAUUCACAGAGUCGGAACUCUCUCCAAUACAUGAAGAACUGGUUUCUUCAGAUGAGCUUCGACAAGACAAAUCUUCCGGAGCUUCAUCAGAAUCUGUCCAAACAAUAAAUCAAACUAGUGCAGAAUGUUUAACCAUAGUUUCAGACUCAAUUAAUGUUCCUAGUGAUUUAAAAUCCAGUAUUGAACUGUCUGUAAAUGACAGGAGGUUUGGUACCCAUAUUAUAAGUUCAGAAACUGCUGAAAAGGAAAUGAAGGGAGAGGACAAUGUAGGGGGAAAUGUUGCAAACAUCCUUUGGCAGUCUUUGCAAGGAGCACUGCACAGCGAAGAACAUAGCACAGUUGGAAGGGUUUGCACAGAUCAGGAUACCAUGCUAGUCACCAUACCAAAAGGAGAGAGUGAGAAAAGGGAAGAAUGUCUGCCUUGUGAAGAUAUCAUAGACUGUCAAAAGAGAGAGACAAUUAGCAAGGGAAAGCUAGUAAGGGAACGAACUCGAGAUUCAGAGACAGAAGUGGAGGAGCUUCGUAAACUCUGGAAGACUCAUACUAUGCAACAAACCAAACUACAAAGAGAGAACAUGCAGCACGAUGCACAAAACGAAUUUAAACUCAAAGUGAUGGCUGAAGGAGAUGGACAAAUGGAAGGUUCUGCUCUUGUGAAAGAGAAGAGAAGACAUCGAUCUCACAAGUUUUUAUGUCUCAGAAUUGGGAGGCCUAUGAGAAAAACAUUUGUAUCUCAAGCAAGUGCAACAAUGCAGCAGUAUGCACAGAGAGAUAAGAAACAUGAGUACUGGUUUGCUGUUCCACAUGAAAGGACAGAUCACUUGUAUGCCUUCUUUGUUCAGUGGAGCCCAGAAAUCUACUCGGAGGAUACUGGAGAAUCCAUUAGAGAGCCUGGGUUUAUAGUGGUAAAGAAGAAUGAAGAGCCUGAAGUUAGUGAGGAUUCCACUAAUGAAACUGCUUCUAAGGAAUGGGAGGUAGUGUCAGUGGCUGAGUAUCACCGCAGGAUCGAUGCUCUAAAUAGUGAAGAACUGCGCACACUCUGCAGACGUCUCAAGAUAACAACAAGGGAAGACAUAAAUUCAAAGCAGGUCACAAAUAUCAAACCAGACCUGGAGCCUGAAGCUUUUCGGCCAAAUCUUAGUGAUCCUAGUGAAUUGCUACAACCAGAUCAAAUUGAAAAGCUUACAAAGACUCUUCCCCCAAGAACCAUUGGAUAUCCAUGGACACUUGUCUACAGUACUGCAAAGCAUGGCAUGAGCUUGAAGACCUUGUAUCGAACUAUGCUGGGGCUGGACACUCCUGUCCUGAUGGUUAUCAAGGACAGUGAUGGACAGGUCUUCGGUGCUCUAGCCUCCGAACCAUUUAAAGUGAGUGAUGGCUUUUAUGGCACUGGAGAGACAUUUCUGUUUACUUUCUCUCCAGAUUUUGAGGUCUUCAAAUGGACAGGAGACAACAUGUUUUUUAUUAAAGGUGAUAUGGACUCCCUAGCAUUUGGCGGAGGAGGGGGAGAAUUUGCCCUGUGGCUUGAUGGGGAUCUCUACCAUGGAAGGAGUCAUUCUUGUAAAACCUUUAGCAACCGCAUGCUUUCAAAAAGAGAAGACUUCAUUAUCCAAGACAUUGAAAUCUGGGGGUUUGAAUAAGUGUAUAAUUCUCUACAGGAUAUUGUCCCAAACCAGGCAUGAAUCAGUGCAGCUCAAAAAGCCCUACAAGCAAUAUAAUGCAGCUUUUUAUUUACUAUAAUUUUGAAAUAGCGUAACUUAUUUUUUUGUCAUCCUCUUAAUCCUAUUAAGUUGUCAUUUUUACUGUAAGUUUAGAUGCUUCUAAAAUGUAUAUCAUAUAAACUAAAACCAAAUGUCAGUUGCUUUGAAUCUUGCAGCAUAUAAAAGUCUGUUGUGGAGUCUUCCCCUUUGAUGUCUUUGUUUUACCUUUGCAUCUUUCUCCAAACCCUUUCAGGUGUUUCAUUGAAUAUCAAUUAUGAUUUAGUUUUCUUUGAAAAUUGGGUCUCUAAAUGGAGUUGUCCUUUAUGGGUCUACAUAGGAGGAAAGUGCAAUGAAAGGAUUUGGUAUUAGCAGUGUUGGUUUUUGGGUCAGUGACGGAUUAAAUUCAUAUGGUGCCACUAUUAGACAAGAAGUUUAGCAUUCCUUAUUAGAGUACACCUUUACCCUUAUGAUCUAAAUUUAGUAGUGCCACUUGUCUUAUUGUUUGUAUUUAGCAAUUACAUGUCAAUUUAUAUCAUAUAGCAAAUAUGCUAGCUGCAUGCUGAUUGUAUUAAAGAAUGUUUUGCACAAGCUGUCAAUGAUCUAUAGGUUUGGGACAAAUCUUGACAGUAUUGAGCUAUGCGGCAAGGAUGCAUAAAAUAGCAGGGGAAUAUAAUAGUUCCAUUGGAUUUAAUUGAGAAAGCAAGAAAAAUGCAGUGAACAAUGUGUAGCUAUAGUAGGGCAUUAAAGUACCAAGACUACGAAACAGAUGUAUUUUUUUUCAAAAUAAAGUGUCAGAUAUUUACUGUUAAACUGUUGUAGCCUUGUAGCACAUCAACUCCAAAAAUAUAGCUUAUACCUGUCCAAAAGAAAAAAUAAUUGUGAUUGUUUUUGAGUGGGUCUAUGUUGUAAACUACAGUUAGCACCAGCUCUGAUUUAAAAAUGGGGUAAUGUACUCUAGGUAGACAAUAUUGUAAUUCAUUAGAUUUGUGGAAUAUGCAAACUUACUGUCAUGUGACCUCAAAAAAAUGACAGGCUAGAAUACAGUACCAGUAGCUCUUGUCCACUUUUGUAGGAAAACUGAUAAGCCACUGUGGCAAUAACAGCUCAACAAAACUUUGUUUCAAAGCUUCUAAUCUAUGUUAUGCAAAAAAAAAAAAAAAUGCUGUUAAGUGUGACAGUGACUGACUUUGUGCUGAAAUUUCAGCUAUUCCAGAUGAACAUUGUAUAUUAUCUUGUAAAUUAAUGUUUAAAAGUAGUUUUGUUAUUAUAGAGAAGUGUUGAUUGACGGGUUGCUUAUAGCACUUUAAAUUAUUCUAGAAAUGGAAUAAAAGCCAAACGGGUUGGCUUAAGUAGAUGUAGUUGUAUAGUACUUAAAUUUAUUUACUUCUUUGGAAAGUUUUAAAAACUUAUUCAAAGAAAGCUUACUGCUAUGGUAAUGAAAAAGGGCAGAUGUUCUAUCUAUAAUAUGCUAAUGCUCAAUAUGAAUAGAAAUACAGGGCAUCAUUUCCUGUCUCUAUGUAUAGCUCUUUACCUUGUUAGAAUACAGUAAAGUAUGUAGAUUAAAUGUUUACAAAAAUAAGGAAUUGUAAAUAAAUUAAAAUGGCUUUUCUCCCCUUUGGUCUUCCACAGCAGUAUUAUUGUCUUUGUGGAGUUAAGACUAACUAUUAAAAAAAAAAAAAAAAAUCCUGUAAUGGAUUUUAAGUACUAUAAGGUCAUAGUGAUAUAUAGCAAAUAAAUCUAAAUACAUGUAAAAUUAAA